AUGGACUCUCCAAGAAACGAGGUCAGGCCAAGACCGGAGACUGCUGUAGGCCCGGCGUCGACGCUGCGUUGCGAAUCUGCGUUGCAAAUCUCCUGCUGCGUAAUUUACAGUGACAAGGGGCGUUGGAGAGGGUGGAUUCUCCGGAGGUGGAAGUGGCGGAGGAGGGUUAUGGCCAUCGUGGGGAGCGCUCCUCGCGUCUAUAUCGCGGCGGUGGCUGCGAGUCGCGAGAGCUCGACCGGCAGCUCGUACACGACCCCGACCGCCUCCUUUUUCAGGGGUUUCGGUUUCCGGUUCGGACACCCGUUCGCAGGGACGAGGCGGUUUUCUCCAUCCCCCGUGUGUCCAAUCCCUCUCUUUCUCUCUUUUUAUCUCUUUGUCUUAUUUUCCAUCACCUCUUUUUCUCCAUUCCUGUUUCUCUGGUCUUCCCUUUUGCCAACCGCUGUCUCAGUCUAUCGGUGUCGCGCCUCGACCUGCCUGCAAAAUUCAUCUGCCAUGGCGCACCAGGCAAGAGGUCUACCGCAGUUGCGAAUAAAGUUUUAUAAUACGAUCGUCGCCGGUCUUCAAAUAGUCCUCUUGCUCACCGUCCUACCUCAAGAAAGCCUUUGCGGGCGCCACGAGAAACGCUUACUGAAUCACCUGCUGGCAAAUUACAACACCUUGGAGCGACCGGUCGCGAAUGAGAGCGAACCACUGGAGGUGAGGUUUGGCAUCACUCUACAGCAAAUCAUCGACGUGGAUGAAAAGAACCAAAUACUUACGACCAACGCAUGGUUGAAACUGGAGUGGACGGACUAUAAUCUCCAGUGGAACGAGACCGAAUACGGCGGAGUGAAGGACCUUCGAAUUACGCCGAACAAGCUUUGGAAACCGGAUAUCCUCAUGUACAACAGUGCGGAUGAGGGUUUCGACGGGACGUACCAAACAAACGUGGUGGUCACGCAUAACGGCAGUUGCCUGUACGUCCCUCCGGGCAUCUUCAAGAGCACAUGCAAGAUAGACAUCACUUGGUUCCCCUUUGACGACCAACACUGUGACAUGAAGUUCGGAUCCUGGACCUACGACGGCAACCAGCUCGAUCUGGUACUCAACUCACAGGAGGGUGGUGACUUAUCCGAUUUCAUCAUGAACGGGGAAUGGUACCUCAUCGGUAUGCCGGGAAAGAAGAACACGUUAAUAUAUCAAUGCUGCCCGGAGCCGUACGUUGACGUCACAUUCACGAUACAGAUACGCAGGAGAACCCUCUACUACUUUUUCAACCUGAUCGUGCCCUGCGUGCUGAUAUCGAGCAUGGCCCUACUGGGCUUCACCCUGCCGCCCGAUUCCGGCGAGAAGCUCACCCUAGGAGUGACCAUCUUGCUAUCGCUGACGGUGUUCCUGAACCUCGUCGCCGAAACUUUGCCCCAGGUCUCCGACGCAAUACCCCUGUUAGGAUCAUACUUCAAUUGCAUCAUGUUCAUGGUGGCGAGCAGCGUCGUGCUGACCGUUCUGGUGCUCAACUAUCAUCACAGAUCACCCGACAGAUACGAGAUGCCAAAUUGGACGAAAAUAGUGUUUCUACAAUGGCUGCCGUGUGUGUUGCGCAUGAGUCGGCCGGGCAAGAAGAUCACGAAGAAGACCAUUCUCAUGAGUAAUCGGAUGAAGGAGCUGGAGCUGCAGGAAAGGAGCAGUAAGAGUUUACUGGCGAACGUUUUAGAUAUCGACGAUGAUUUUCGCCAUGGGAACAGCGCCGCCAAUCCUGCCUCGGGCUAUAUAAGCAGGUCGGCGUACGGUACACCGUUGUCGACCAGGCCGGCGACGGUUGAAGAGACUUCGGCAUCGUUGCCUCUCAGCGGCAUGCAGAGGGAACUUCACACAAUUCUCAAGGAAUUGCAGUUCAUCACAAACCGCAUGAAAAAGUCGGACGAGGACGAGGAGGUCAUUAGCGAUUGGAAGUUCGCCGCCAUGGUGGUCGACAGGCUUUGUCUGUUCGUCUUCACAUUAUUCACGGUUAUGGCUACGGUGGUGAUACUGUGUCGCGCGCCACACAUAAUCGUCCAGUAAUAGACUGCCCCGGUCGAACCGAAAAAAUAUACAAAACAUGCCAGGGAUAGCGCCUCCUGGAAUAUUCGGAACGACGUCCGGCAUGAUUCGAGGAGGCGGCUACGCUAGGAGCACGUCGAAGUGAAAACGGGAAAAGCGCGGAGAAAAGAAAGAGAUGGACACGUUAGCCCCUUUCGCGCUCUUCUGCGCGACUCACCUCUCCCGAGGGAACAAGGGAACGCGAUCUCGCGUUCUCGGAUUUCUCACAGCUGAGAAUCACCGCCGGUUCCUUUUCGCGACGUGCUUUCGCUUAGACGCGAAAGGUGGCAAGCAAGAGUGAGACCAUUGAGGACGUUCACAGAAAAAGCCACGGGGAGGAUGGACUUCCGGCAGCGGCAGCUCGAUGGCGAGUGCCGUUAUAAUUUUUUUUAGCGGAGAACACGCCUGGGAAACUUUUCCGGAUUCAAGAGGAAAGAACACGAAAGGAAUGGGAACAAGGAUCCGAUCGCCGACGUCACGCUCCGUUACGACUGCGUUAUUUCGUUUAAGUGACUUAAUUAACAUUUCUAGUGCAGAACCGGUAAGAUAGUCGACGCGCGACGCGAGCUGGAUGGAGAUUUAGAGGAUGCCUCUAGAUCGUAGACGAAGGUAGGUGCAGGCGGAAGGGAAACAGAGAGCACGGGCUGUCGAGCGAAUCCAAUUACGUUUCGCGAGCUCCUAUCGAUCGAGCGAUAUCGACCGGCGAUCGUCGCAACUGUCGUUUGGCGAUCAGAGGUCGAUUUCAUUCGACGACCGAUGCGAUUUCGCGAGGAAGGAACGCGCGACAAGUCGACGGCGUCACGAGACAAAGGAGAUCGCGCAGUCCUCGGAAAAGCGUUGUUGCGGCCUUUCGAUAAUAGAAACAA
Messenger RNA from Mycetomoellerius zeteki, 2924 nucleotides. It is a transcript of the gene nAChRalpha6, whose product is annotated as nicotinic acetylcholine receptor alpha6. Gene Ontology annotation, molecular function: acetylcholine-gated monoatomic cation-selective channel activity; transmembrane signaling receptor activity. NCBI's taxonomy places the organism in Eukaryota, Metazoa, Arthropoda, Insecta, Hymenoptera, Formicidae. Gene Ontology annotation, cellular component: postsynaptic membrane. The record is from RefSeq and is a predicted model, not a curated record. Gene Ontology annotation, biological process: monoatomic ion transmembrane transport.